Molecule: messenger RNA, 3454 nt
Organism: Pleuronectes platessa (European plaice)
Lineage: Eukaryota; Metazoa; Chordata; Actinopteri; Pleuronectiformes; Pleuronectidae
Gene: itgb6
Product: integrin, beta 6
Exons: 15
Coding region: 145-2493 (782 amino acids)
Biological process (GO): cell adhesion mediated by integrin; integrin-mediated signaling pathway; cell migration
Cellular component (GO): cell surface; focal adhesion; integrin alphav-beta6 complex
Molecular function (GO): integrin binding
Source: RefSeq, a predicted model, not a curated record
GUAUCGCGGGGCGGCAGCGCGCUCCUCCCCAGCCCGCGGUGCACUCGGUUCGGAGCAGCGGGUCCGUGUCAAUCCGCUAAAUAUGAGACAACUUGACACAACUCUUCUUUUCUUACCUUGUCCAACCAGUAACCUCACGGACUAAUGGGGCUUAUUCUGCUGAGCCUGAUUCUCCGCUACUGGAUCAGCAGCGUGGAAGGAUCAUGUUCGACUGGCAGCGCUGGGACUUGUGACCAAUGUCUGCAGCUCAGCCCUCACUGUGCCUGGUGCACACAGGAGAACUUCACAGACUGGUUCUCAGUCAGCGAAAGAUGUGACACACUGGAUAUCUUGGUGGAAAAGGGAUGUGCCAGGAGCCAGCUGCAGUUCCCCGUCUCCGAAGGUCAGAUCCUCCUUGAUCUCCCGCUCGGGAAGAAGACAGACAGCGCUAACAGCACCCAGAUCUCUCCACAGAAGAUGGCCCUCAAGCUGCGAGCUGGCAGUCAGGUGACGUUCCAGGUGAAGAUCCAACACACAGACGACUAUCCCGUGGACGUGUACUAUCUGAUGGACCUGUCAGCGUCCAUGAUCGAUGAUCUGGACAUGAUCAAAGACUUGGGCUCCUCUCUGUCUAAAGAGAUGGCCAACCUCACCAGCAAAUUUCGCAUGGGCUUCGGCUCCUUCGUGGAGAAACCUGUGCUUCCUUUCAUCAGGAUCACAGAGAAGGAGCUGGCCAACCCCUGCAGUGGCGUGCGCUCAACCUGCCUGCCAGCGUUCGGCUAUAAACACGUCCUGUCUCUGACGAGCAGAACCGACGAGUUCAACGAGAUCAUUGCGAAGCAGCGUGUGUCCGCGAACAUCGACCUGCCGGAGUGCGGCUUCGAUGCUGUCAUGCAAGUGGCCGUUUGUGGGGACAAGAUAGGCUGGAGGAAUGACUCCAUGCGUUUGCUGGUGUUCGUCAGUGAUGCCGACUCACACUUCGGGAUGGACAGCAAGAUGGCCGGCAUCGUGAUUCCUAACGACGGCCAGUGUCACCUGGAUGUCAACAAUGAGUACUCCAUGUCCACGGUGCAGGAGUAUCCGACUCUCGGUCAGCUGAUUGAUAAAGUCAUGGAGAACAACAUCCUGCUGAUAUUUGCUGUGACGAAGGAGCAGACACACAACUAUAAGAACUAUGCAGAUCUCAUACCUGGCGCCACAGUCGGAGCCGUGGCCAGUGAUUCGAGGAACAUCCUGGAACUGAUUGUAACCGCGUACAAAGAACUGCGCUCCGAGAUCGAACUGGAGGUCCACGGAGACACAGAGGAGCUGCAGAUGUCCUUCACAGCCAUCUGCCCCAAUGGUACUGUCCUGCCUGACCUAAAACGCUGCUCCAACGUCAAACCAGGGGAGACGGUCGUGUUCAAUGUGACCGUGGAGCUCGCGGGAUGCCUGUUGGGGGUCCGGCACUUCUCCCUCAAAGCGGUGGGCCUGCAGGACAGCCUGGAGGUGGAACUGGAGUCUCUUUGCUCGUGCGACUGCCGGCAGGCUCCUGAAGCAAACAGCAGCCAGUGUAUCGAGGGCCUGGGGGAGUUCCAGUGUGGGGUGUGCUUGUGCCAGCCCGGGUUCCUGGGAGCGCAGUGCGAGUGCAACGAGGAGAGCAUUUUGUUGAGCAACUGCCUCGCCAGCAAUGAGUCCGCAGUCUGCAGCGGUCAAGGGCAGUGCUACUGCGGCCAGUGUGUGUGUCAUGCAUCCAGCUUCGGCCGCAUCUACGGACCUUACUGCGAGUGUGACAACUACUCCUGUCUUCGCUUCCGGGGAGAACUCUGUGGAGGCCACGGAGUGUGCGACUGUGGAGAGUGUCACUGUCACAGUGGAUGGACGGGGGAGUACUGCAACUGCAGCACCAGCACUGAAGCGUGCAUGUCGGAGGAUGGCACUGUCUGCAGCGGCAGGGGGAAAUGCAAGUGUGGCCAGUGUGCCUGCGCUGUACCCGGAGCGUCUGGGGACAAGUGUGAGAAGUGCCUGACAUGCGGAGACGCCUGUAGCUCUGCAAGGAGCUGUGUGGAGUGUCACCUCCUAGAUAAGGACGAGGCUGAGCUGUGUGAUCAAAGGUGCAGCGUUCCUAAAAUGUCCAUCAACACAACAGAAGAUUAUGACAAGACCUCCUCUUUGUCAUGCACGCUGAUGACGGAGAACGAGUGCUGGAUCUCUUUUGAUGUGGUGGAAAGUGAGACAGGUACCACUGCCUACAACCUCCAGAUGUACGGGUGCCCGGAGCCCCCGAACAUCCCCAUGAUCAUCCUGGGAGUCUCCCUUUCCAUCGUGUGUAUCGGCCUGAUCCUGCUGGCUGUGUGGAAGGUGCUGGUGUCGGUGCACGACCGUAAAGAGGUCGCCAAGUUUGAGGCGGAGAAGGCAAAAGCGAAAUGGCAGUCGGGGACCAACCCUUUGUUCAGAAGCUCGACGUCCACCUUCAAAAAUGUAACUUACAAGAACACGCAGAGAGAAAAGACUAUAACCAUGAAUUCCUACUGAUGAUAAACUGGAGACGAUGCAAACCAACAUCUGAGUGCACUUAAGUGUGUGUGUGUGUGUGUGUCUGUGUGUAUCUGUGUUUGUGUGUGAGUGUGUGGAUAAUAGACUGUAUAUAAAGAUGGACGACAUCACUGCUCCCCAAAAGUGAAGCCAAAGCGUCUUGAUUGCCCCCUGGUGGCCGCCUGCUUUUUAGGUCAUAAUCUCUGCCUCUUCCAUGGUAGUGGAUGGUACAUAGGCCGGACUAAAAUUGACAGUAUUCAUCAAAUAUGUUUUUCUGAAAGAUGGUUUCUGUCAUUUUAGGUAGUUCCAAUCACACAGAUGUUUAUUCAAGUGUUCACUUGAAUUAAGUUUAGAUUUAAUUAGUCAUUAGAUGCUAUACAAACGGGGUUAAUGUCAUGAUUCACGGCUGAGACUGAGUCACCAUUGGUUGAGAAUGUGCCUGGGCAGGACCUCGCCACCGCUUCCUCUGGCUGCAGCUGCUCAAGAUGGCAGCAUACGUAUCUGGCUUUUGCUUAAUUUCUGUAUAGUGUAGAGAAGUGGAGACAUGUCGUCCAUCUUUGUUUACACUCUGUUGCGUGGAUCUAUCUCUGUGUUGAUUUGGAGAUGCCAGAACACAGUAGACGACACUGUGAAUGGAUGAACACUACAUGAUGAACUUGCUGCUGUCAAAGUGCACUGUCCAUGUACUAAACACUGCACCCUCCUGUUGCAUGAUCCUGCAAACUCACUCUGAUGUUUGUCCACUGUAACAUGCAGCUUGAAAGGAGGAGUCUACACUACGAGUGGUCUACUACUGAAAAAUGUCCUUAAUUUUAAUGAUUGUAAAUAUACUGGUGGAUGAUUGUGAUUUUUUUUAUUUUAUAUAUUGUGCUUGAUGUUUUAUUUCAAAGAAAGGCUGAGCCUUUAAUGUUUUUUAGUGACAUGGCACAUAAAUAAAGCAAAGUUCUGACUUAUUGUGAAA